UAUUUAUGUAAGUCAAUAAAGCAUGAAUGAAACAGUGCGAUAUUUUGACGUCAACAUUUGCUUAGCUCAAAACCAUCGACUGCAUACGUACGUAUUCUUCUGACGAUGUGGCUUGCAUGUUUUGGUCAAAUCAACAAAUGCUGUUUAUUUUCAAUUUCAGGCUUUAUUCUUGUUUCAUAUAACCAAAGCAAACGAUUCCAAAAAUGGUUGUAAUGCCAACUCAAGCAUAAAUCAAAUUCCAGUGUUUAUUCAAUUGUUUCUCUUCUCAUUGCAUUGAACAAUUCACAAGUUGUCGAUUAUAUGCAUCACAUUGUGUAUUUCUUUCAAUCUAGUUUUGCUGAGAUUGUUCAACAUUUGGUAAGCAUGUGCACAUGUGUGUACGUAUGUGUACACUGGCAUCGUUUUGAGCAAUCAAAUGCUCUUGUUUGCUCUAUCUCAAUGUGUCGUCAUUGUAAUACAAAUCGAAUUACAUACAUGAUUUGAUUGUUGUUCUUUGGCCGAAACGAAUACCAUAAGAAAUUACCAGAAUUCCAUUCAGAUCGUCGGUCUAUGCUCACUCUCUCUCUCUCCCCGUCUCAAGCGCAUACAACUCAAUAAAACCACAUGAAAGUGACUGUAUACUGUGUGAAAUGUGUGUCGACCAAAGAAGUGAAAAAAAACCCUUCGAAACGAUUUUCGUUGGUGUCGUGUGCCGCGCAGGCUGAUACACACAAACACACAUAUACAAUUGCACAUCUCUCUCGUUGGGUACAUGGAGAAAAUUCAAGCAGCGCGUCGACAAUUCGAUCUAAAAUCAGUCAAGCACAAAUGUUUUGGCGUUGUUUUUCUUCUGUUAUUUUCCGCGAUACGUUUUGCUUCCACACGAAAAUGGCGGUAUGAGAUUUUGUAUCUACGUGUGUGUGUGUGUAUGUGUGCGAAUGGAAAACACAAACGAGUCGGUAUGCAUGGAAGCGGCAAUGCCACACACAUAGACAAAAUGAACGACAACUAUUCAUAAACAGGGAAAAACAUACACGUUCGUUUUGCCGUUUGUUGGCCAUUUCAUAUCGUAACCAAACAGCAGCAUUUAGUAGUUGAUUUACUUCUGUGCUGUUUAGUUGAAAACACUACUUUUUUCCCUUCUUUAGUUUACAUUUUUUCUCUUCAAUUCUCUCUUGUAGUCGCAAUCCAAUUUACUUCGACGAACUCCCUCGAGAGAGAGAGAGAAAGAGAGAGAGAGAAUGAGAACGUUGAACAACAAACAAAGUGCAAUUGUAAAUAUUUGAAGCGACAAAAAUAAAAACUUUUAACAACGACAACGACAACGACAACGACGACGGUGAAUACACAUUUUGGCCGAAGUACGCGACGUGAAUACCGUCCACAAAAGUUCUGGACUUUUGAACAAUCGCGAAUAGAACGAAACAAACGGGCAAAUGUGAAAACAGUGAUAACAAUUAUACCCUAGUCCGGUUGUAGCCUAUUGUUUAGAUUAAAAGAGACACACAAUCAUCGUGUAAUAACUGAUUCAAUUUUGUACGACCGUCAAUUGGCAUUGUCACUCUCAUUGUAUGAGGCGUGUUGUGAUGAUUUUCAUGUUUUCUUCUGAACAAUUUCUUUUUCUCGCAAUUUUCUGUUGAAAACGGACAAUUUUUUCAAGUGAUUUUACACAAAACCAGUUUUUGUGCGACGAUUUUCGUUUGUCUACAAUCGUUUGUUUUUCUAUUUGUUUUUCUACUGCGACAACAUCCAAUUAUAGCAAGAAAUUCCAGUGGCUUCAAUUCCGCCGCCGUAGUUAGCGCGUGUUCAUUGUGCAUCGAAUUAUAUAAUAAAAGAAAAAUAUUAUACAAUACAUCGAAAAAAGUGUAGCGAGACACACGUAGCAAACAGAGAAGAAAAAACCCUUGAACUGAAAGAACCAGUUUUAGUUUUUUUUUUUCUCAUUAAAAAUCAAAGUUAUUUAUCGUAGUGAAUGUUAAUGGUGCAAAAAAAUAUUAUUCACGUGCUUAGAAAAUUAGUUCCAGGGUCCAUGUGCGAAAACUAUUUAACCGAAUAGAAAAGAAAGAGAAGGAAAAAAAGCUUCAAUUGUAUGUGCGUUUAGCCUGAAUUUGAUUCUGUUGAUAGAGCCGAAAUAUUUUCUGCGUACAUAACACGCUUUGCUUACAUCAUUAUGGACAAUCCAAGCUUAGUGUGAAUUUUCGCGAGCCACGGCACAUAUUCAAACAUAGGAGUUGCUGCGUGAAAGCGUGCAAAAUGAAAUGUCACGUUUCAACACCUUGGCUUGAAUCCUCGUCUGAGUGUGAAUGGGCGAAAAAAACAGCCUCAUUAAAUAUGUGUCGAAUGAUGAUGUGCAUUUAAGAGAUUUUCGUAUGCAUUAAAUCGAAGUGUAUUCAGCGGUCUACUUGAAAUGCAAGCAAAAUUCUGAGUUUAGACAAAUAGUAAAUUUUCCGAACAUUGUGCGAAUCAAGAGAGCGAUUGGGAGAGAGUGAGGUGUUUUUCAAUACAGAAUAGACAGUGUAGAAUCAUUGUGUUUGAGUUGUAAUUCGAACGACAUGUACAGAAUCUGUACUACAGAUGUACGUACACAUGUAUUUAGAACACCAACAAUACGAGAGACAAGGCAGCUAGUGAGCGCGCGCGUACGUCAAUGAUAUAUCACACUCUGGCAUACUUAUCACAUUAUCAUCUGUUAUUUUAAGCACACAUGAAAAUCCUUUCUCAACGAUAUACAUCACGAACGAUGAGCACCGAAUAAGCCAGACAACCAAUCAGCCAGCCAUUGAGUCAACAGCAAGCGAUACACUGUGCAAAUUGAAUGAGUUAUACCACUUGCUUUGUAUGUGUCGACCGAAAACAAAACAAAACCAAACACACUAAGGAAAAAAAGCGAACGGUUCGUGUAGAAUAAAGCAAAGGAGUUCAAGUGACUUUAAUAACUUUUAGCGCAAGCACACGACAAGAACGUAUUUGUGAACCAUUUUUUGUGGCUUUUUUGCGUGUUUUCCCGCUCGACUGACACUUCAACCAAUAUGAGCUGGCGCGAGCGCUAUUUGUGAAUUAUGAUAAAUGUCAAUGGUGCUUAAUAUGAAUUGACUUCCAAAAGACCAUAAAUUAUAGACUGUGAGAGCUUUUUUUCUAGUUGUUUUUGUUCUUGUUAUACGAAAUAAAUAGCAAAACGUGUGGAAAUUGUAUUGACUGAUUUAUUACGAAUUGAAGAUAUUGAUACUGCAAAUAAUGAAUAUUUCUCAAGCACAUGAAUGUUAUUAGUGCAAAUGAAAAUCCCAUCGCACGUUGAAUGAGAAAAAAAAGUGACUUAACAAAGAGAGACACUUUUCCAAUGAAUCUCUUCGAUGAUAUGUCGUUGCAAUCGUUAGUUGAAUGUAAAUGUGUAGAUCAUGCUCGCAGAGCAAAAUCAUACGACGACCAUAACAAUACAAACGAUCGAAAAUGGCACCAAUGUUCCAAUCGAAUCGCCAAUCAAAAAAUCCGAACGUCGUUAUCCGAAUCGCGCUAGUUACACGACCAACAGUAACAGCAGUAACCACAACACUAGCGGUUCCGAGUACACAUCAUCAACGCCAACCACAACCGUAGUUUCAACUAGCGGCAGUGACUCGGAUAGCAAAUCUCGUCAGAAAUUUGCCCAAACAUCUUGGGUAUCAUUUCAGGAUAAUUUAAAUGACAAUUACUUGGAACGUGGUCGACGAAUUAAUGGACUCCAACUACCACUCCACCCGCUUCAAAUAAGCGGUUGGGUGGCAUUGUUCGGUUUUGGUGUGUCGACAUUUUGCGUCCUAAUUCCAGCUUUGCAUCCCGAUUUGCAAGCACCACUUUUUAUCAUUGUAAGCAGUUUGUAUAUAAUACAUGGAUGCUCGCAUGUCGCAGCACUGCUAAUCGAUCCAUCCGAUUCGGAGCUAAGGAAACAUAGCUCAAAACGUAUCGUACCUGAAUUCGAUCGCACAAAACAUGCACACGUCAUUGAAAACGGGCGAUGCCAUUUGUGCAACAUAAAAACAACCAAUUCACGUACCAAACACUGCAGCGUUUGUAAUAAAUGCGUCGCACAAUUCGACCAUCAUUGUAAAUGGUUAAACCAUUGCGUAGGUGGAAGAAACUAUGUUGCAUUCCUUAUGUGCGUGGUGAGUGCCGUUAUUGCGGCCAUGGUCAUAUUGGCCGCUGUUGUCGCUGAACUCGUACUCUACUACAUGAAAUCAGAAUGGUUGAACAUUUGGUCGGCGGCGGUCGUAUCUACAGCAAAUUUAACCACCAGCCCAAAUGGCAAUGAUACGCUUAUCAAUAGUAUUAGUGGUUCCAUUCCAUCGGCCAUCUUUAAUGAAUCAUUUAUCACGGCCGUGAUAAAUGACACAACCAUACCACCGGAGACGGUAUUUAAUGUCACCGAAACGAUAUUCGAUGAGGCACAAGAAAGGACAACAAAUGUAACGGCCGGUAUUAGCUUACACGAUACCAUUUUCUUGACAUUUAUUUCGAUUAUUGGUAUUUUGGCUGCGAUUACCGUCGGUCUGUUACUUCAUUUAUGCUUUUUCCAUGUGUACAUCUCGUUUUUGGGAUUAACCACAUACGAAUACAUACGGAAUCAACGGCAUGUUGAAACCCAAAAUCAAUCGAAGAAAACACUGACGACCAUCGCCGCCACAACCACUUCCAAUAACAAAACAACAUUGAAUGCGCUGAAAAAGUCGUCAACGGCAAAUCAAAUCUAUUUUUGUUCACACAUCGAUCCAAAGAAUUUGGUCGAAAAUCAUAGCACCAAAGCAAAACAUCGACCCAAAUCAAUAUACUGUUGUGAUGCAUCGAUGCAAUACGAUAGUUCAACGCAUACAGCGUUUUAUUUUUGUUCGGUGUUACACGAUCGGCCGUCACCAAUUUUGGUUCCAUCAUCAAUGGCACAUGAGCUCACGCUGAACAGUAGCCGCUCAAGUCGAUCGAAAACCUUCCAUUGUUGUUCAGAGUACAAACAAAUUGUUAAAGUGUCCGGGACGUCUAGUCAAAUUGGUUAUAGUAUUAACGGCGAAGAAACCGUCGCUCAUAAUGAUGAAACAAUGACCGAAACAUCAAUAUCAUCAUCGGUCGCCGAUGAAUACGUGAAAUUCAUGGAACAAUGCACAUUUUGUAGUUUCAAACUAAAGUCGAAAAUGAAAAAGUCCAAAGUGGCCACUAUCGAAUCGAAUGCACCGCAACUGAACAAUCACCAUCAACGUUCGGAAAUUGAUUUGAAAGCGGUGCGAAAACCGAAAUGGAAUUGUUGUUCGAAUGUACCCGAAAGUCCAGACUCAGAGAUAUCGGUGACUCCACAAAUCGACACGAUAUCUGCUUCAAUUGAUCCAAAAGCCAAUCGCAAUCACAUCCAUCAUCGCCUACGUGGCACGUAUGAUGAACACAAAUUACAUCCGAAAAACGGUGCCAAAUCAAUGAAUUCAAUCGCAAAGUUAACAACAACAACAGCAACAGCAAACGGAUCGAUUGUCAAGCCAAUGAAAGAGCCAAUCAAUCGAAAGAAUCGGUCGGCGUCGUCAUCGUCACUAUCAACGAGCUUGAAGAGUGGCAAUCGAUCUCGUGCAACGGCGGCAACGCAACGAACAUGGCCAAUCCGUAUUCGACACAUGCUUCGAAUGUUUGGUCGAUGUCAACAACCGCAUUAUCCAAACAACAAUUCCCAUGUAAAUAGCGGCAAUAAUUCAAGGCACCAUCAUCGACCCCCAUCACCGCGCCGUCAUAUUAAACAAAAUCAGGUUCGGCCGAUGGAUAUAAUUGAACAACAAUGCGAAGAGUUGCAACAGCAACGUCGACAACAAUCGUCGUCGUCGUCGUCGUCAUCGUCGUGGUCCUCAUCGCAUGACACAACACGGAAUCAUCAUUUGCAUAAAGCUGCAUUAACCGACCGAGACGAUAUAUUGGAAAAUAACAAUCUGCCAAACGAAUUGGUUACAAUGAAAUCGAUUACAACGCCAGCACCACCGCCGCCCGUACGACGUAAAAUCAGCAGCGCAGCGGCUGAUAUGCAAGAAUUGGCCGAAUCGCUGUCGUUUGUCCAAAAUCCGUCGCAUCAUCACCAUCACUAUCCGUCCAGAGGGAACAAACUGAAAGAGCAGUUCCAGCAAAAAGCACCGUCCCAACAACGACCCAUCCUUGCGAUCAGUCGAAAACGGCGUAAAAACAUUUUCCGUAGCCCGAAUUUGUCACCCAUUCACGAGUCUGGCUACUCCAAUCCAACGUCACCGAAACCAUGUCGCCACGGUGGUACACAACAUGAUAGUGAAUCGAGUGCAUCGACACCGAAAAUUUCCCACCAAUACCAAUGAAAACGAUGAAGCAGAAAAUAGCAAAACACACAUACCGAAUCCGAAUUCUAUGCAAAUUGAUUUUCUUUUUGCAAUGGUCGAUUCAAAUGCCAAAAACACUUAAAAUACACAACAAGAGACACAACAUUCACAUACCGAAAUAGUAAUACAUUUAGAAACGAAUUCCAUUCAAAACAUAUUUCAGGCAGCUAAAAAUGUUUCAACAUAGAUAGACUCAAUUUUUGCGAUGUAUUUUCUUGCUUUUGUUACGCUGAACAAUUGAUAUUUUCGAUUUAGAAACCAAUUUACCAACUACCGAAUAAAAAACUUAAAAAUAAUCAUACCAAAAAAACUGCAAAAAUGUCAACGUUUUGUGUUGUAUUCUAGAGCCAAAUUUCAAAUAUCGAGUUUAUAGUGUGUAUCUAAAUGAAAUCAUAAAAAUAACCCAAACUACUGAACUGCAAAUGUUGUAGGUGUAAGCAAUUAGUAUAAUUAAAUCGGGAAGGCAGAAAAUUGAACAAGGCAACAACGGAAACCAAAAACAACAUCACAAUUUAGCAUGUAAAAUUCAAGUGUAAUGAUUUAAUUGGAACGAACAAGCACAAAAGUCAUUGUGGUAGCAAAGCGUAAAUAGAAUUAAAGACAUUGAUUUACAGAAUAAAAGAAAAA
This is a messenger RNA of Sitodiplosis mosellana (orange wheat blossom midge), 6950 nucleotides long. RefSeq lists its product as uncharacterized. Gene Ontology annotation, biological process: protein targeting to membrane; peptidyl-L-cysteine S-palmitoylation. The record is from RefSeq and is a predicted model, not a curated record. Bases 3375 to 6302 code for a protein of 975 amino acids. Gene Ontology annotation, cellular component: endoplasmic reticulum; Golgi apparatus. Lineage: Eukaryota; Metazoa; Arthropoda; Insecta; Diptera; Cecidomyiidae. The transcript has 2 exons. Gene Ontology annotation, molecular function: protein-cysteine S-palmitoyltransferase activity.